Spirometra erinaceieuropaei is the source of this 258-nucleotide messenger RNA. The record is from the annotation of a GenBank genome assembly. NCBI's taxonomy places the organism in Eukaryota, Metazoa, Platyhelminthes, Cestoda, Diphyllobothriidea, Diphyllobothriidae.
AUGACGCGCGUCAAGCUCGAUGGGCCAGUGCCAGAAGCAUUCUCAAUAGCCGAUGAAGUGAAGCAGAUCUGCGUACUCCCUAUCUUCCUCCUCAGUUUCAUGUUCACUGCCAUGCUGAUCGACGCCUACCGCAAUGAGCUCACUGGUAUCAGCAUCGUCUACCGGACCAACGACCGACUUCUCAAUACCCAGCGCAAGCUGGCUCCAACACGUCUUUCUGCGACUACUGCCCAUGACCUGUCCUUCGUGGAGGACUAA